This is a messenger RNA of Aspergillus tanneri, 1002 nucleotides long. RefSeq lists its product as uncharacterized. The coding region runs from base 1 to 1002 and encodes 333 amino acids. The transcript is spliced from 6 exons. The record is from RefSeq and is a predicted model, not a curated record. Lineage: Eukaryota; Fungi; Ascomycota; Eurotiomycetes; Eurotiales; Aspergillaceae.
AUGGCCACGCAGAUGGAGGAAGAAGGAACGGCCAACACAUCGACCUCAGAGCCUCCUCCGCUACCUUAUUCGCUGCGCACCCGAAAAAAAUCCAUUGCGAUUUUCUGGACAUUGUUCAUUCUCGAUGCGGCGGCUCAACCUAUAGCCUUGUACUGGGGGCUCUGGUUUGGCACCAACCUCUCCCAUAACAUCGUGUUUAGCAUUGUCACUGCGUCGUUGGGAGGUAUUUCGGUAUUCGAGUACUUCUACCGACUAUACAAUCUCUUCCGGAAAGACUCCCGAGCCCGACCACUGAAUGCAAGGAAAUCAUGGCUGGAUUUCUUUCACAUCAAUUUCACCAUCGUCUGGUUAAUUCUGGCAGUGGAACUGAUAGUCGGAACGGUGGUUGAAGAGCCGUACGUGCGACUCGUGGCUAUGGUACUGCCCACUGUAAUGUUCUACUUCGGCGGUGUUUACUUGGCCUUGGAUAUGCUCCGAAUAUGCGGUUUCAAAGCUCCUUUCCGAAUAUCCUCGACGCCAAAGGGCUCCGUGAUGCCUACCGCCUUGUAUGUCCUCAUUGAAGAUGUUGUCGCUGUCGACGGAGGCGGUGGUCAGAUCUAUCGCUAUGCGCUUCGGAUUCGUUAUCUGUCGAGUCCUUACUUUCGACGGAUGCUCUUUCAAAUGAAUUGCUUCUGGGCUGGGGGGUCUAUUAUUUUUGCUGCCGCUAUUACUGCAAUAAUCUUCACCACGUCUCAGCCAGUUGCGUUUACCUUGGGGUGGUCAUUACCCUUCGUAUGGGCCGGCAUUUGGACACUAAUCACGAUUCCCUGGGUCCAGAGCGACCUCCGUCGCGAAAAGCAGGCUUGGCAGGAGAACCGUGGGCAAGGAGGCAUACCAUAUACAGAUGACAUCAGUGCACCCAGCGAUCAAACCCGACUUGAGACACUACCCCAAUACUUGCCGUGGGUUCGAGAAAAGGCAUCAGCACCGCCAACGCCGUGCGAUGGCCAGUCGAAUCUGUAA